Molecule: messenger RNA, 4164 nt
Organism: Notodromas monacha
Lineage: Eukaryota; Metazoa; Arthropoda; Ostracoda; Podocopida; Cyprididae
Source: the annotation of a GenBank genome assembly
UAUUUCCGCAGGGACGUGUGUUUUUUUUCAAUUCUCCACGUCUGUUCGAGUCUCGUCAUGGAGGAUUACGAUUUGACAUGGUCACAACAUGGGGAAGAAACUUUUCGGGCGUUUGUUGACCUACGAGCUGGGUCAGCACACGUGGACGUGCUGCUCUUUUGCGGUGAUGACACGCUUGAGGCGCACAAGGUCAUCCUGGCUGCGUCUUCGUCGUACUUCGAGCGACUUCUCAACACGGUGGCCAACGAAUAUUCGCGCUACACGAUCGUGGCCCUGGCCCAAAUGGACCCUUUCCUCCUGCGCUUGGUCGUUGACUUUAUGUACAGUGGGUCAGUGACUGUGCCUUUUGACCGUCUUGAAGAGUUCAUGGCAAUGGCAGAUUUGCUGGAGGUGCGAGGAUUGGAGUCCAGUGCUGAUUACUCCCUCGCGAGUCGUGGGAAACGGAGUGGUCCGUUGAAGCGAAAAUCGUCUGCUCGAAUGCCUCUCGGAGUGUCUCACUUGAAAGUUCCUGCGUUGACGAUUGAUUCAAAGCCUGGUACAAGUCAUUCAGCCCCCAUGCAUCCUGGAAUGGUUACUGAAGACCACUCUCAGAACCUGAAUCCCUCUGCUGAAGAACACCUUUCCUGUUACCCUCCGGACAUAAAGCCUUGUAAAAUCGAAGAGAAUCACACGGGUCAUAUACCGGAGAUGCCAGGGGCCAGCAGCAAAAAUCCAUUUCCCAUGAAUUUUCCGGAGUACCUCUCGGAAUGCUAUGAUCCAGAGGAAAUGGCGAGGCAAUGUGCUACAGAGGCAGGAGUUAUUGGCGUUGCCGCCAAUCCAGAAGCAUGCAGCAGGUAUUUGUGCGAAAUGGAGGAUUACGAUUUGACGUGGUCGGAACACGGGGAUGAGUCGUUCCGGGCGUUUAUGGACCUUCGAGCUGGUUCAAGUCACGUGGACGUGCUUCUGUUUUGCGGGGAUGACACGCUGGAGGCACAUAAGGUCAUCUUGGCGGCAUGUUCGUCUUAUUUUGAGCGACUGCUCAACGCUGUUGCCAAUGAUUAUUCCCGGUAUACGAUUGUUGCUAUGGCACAAGUGGAUCCGUUUCUCCUGCGACUCGCCAUCGACUUUAUGUACAGUGGGAAAGUGACUGUGCCUUUUGACCGACUGGAAGAGUUCAUGGCGUUGGCAGAUUUGUUGGAGGUGCGGGGAUUGAAGUCCAGCACGGAACAUGCCCUAUCCAGUCUUGGGAAACGAAUAACCUCGUUGAAGCGGAAAGCGACUGCGCAAGUGCCUGCGCCAGAAUUGCAUCCCAAAGUUCCUGCGCUGAUGAUAGAUUCGAAGCCUGGUACAAGUCACUCAGAUCUCGUCGAUCCUGAAAUGGUUACUGAAGACCACUCUCAGAACAUGGAUUCCACUGCCAUAGACCCACUACUCUUUUAUACUGAAGAUGUAAAGCCCUACGAAGACGAAGAAAAUCUUUCACUUCACACACACGAGAGGUCAGGUGCCAGCAGCAACGAUCAGUUUGCCAUGCAGUUCGCUGGAGUUAGGAAAAAAGUCUCUUACGCGGAGAAAGUGGCGAGACAGUGUGCAUAUGAAGCAGGAGUCACGUUUGAAAACAUUAAAGAACUGUGCAAGAGGUGUGACGUACAAAUGAGGCCGGCCAGACGGAAGAAUAAGAGAGGCGAAACUGGAUGCGAGCUUCAAAUCAAAUUAGAACCAAGCAGCAGUAGCAUGGAUGAUAGUAUCGGUGCUGUUGAAUCCGAGGAGUACGUCGAGGACGAUUUCAGUGGGCUGAACGAUGUUCAUGGGAAUAUUCCUCCGGAAUUCUUGAAGCAGAGGCCUGUGCUUGUGUCUCUGUUGUUGUUUACGGCUUGUUGGAGUCGCGCCAUGGAGGAUUACAAUUUGACCUGGACCCAACACGGGGAAGAGUCGUUUCGGGCGUUCGUCGACCUACGAGCUGGGUCAAGUCACGUGGACGUGCUCCUGUUCUGUGGGGAUGACACGCUGGAGGCGCAUAAGGUCAUCUUGGCGGCGUGUUCGUCUUAUUUUGAGCGACUGCUCAACGCGGUGGCCAAUGACUAUUCACGAUACACGAUUGUGGCCCUGGCCCGAAUGGACCCGUACCUUCUGCGACUCGCCGUCAACUUCAUGUACAGUGGGAAAGUGACAGUGCCUUGUGAUCGGCUGGAGGAGUUCAUGUCAUUGGCAGAUUUGUUGGAGGUUCGAGGAUUGAAGGCCAAUCCGGAACAUGGCAUUGCCAGUUUUGGAAAACGGAUGAAUCCCAUGAAGAGAAAAGCAUCAGCACAAAUGCUUUCAGGAGAAUCUCAUUCAAAAGUUCCUGCUGCAAUGUCUGAUUCCAAGCCUGGAACAAGCCAGUCAGAUGUCAUGGACCCUGAAAUGGAUCCUGGAUGUGAGCUAGAGAUAAAAGAAGAACCCAAUAGCAGUAGUAUGGAUGACGGUUUCGUUGCGGUCGAGUCAGAAGAGUAUGUGGAAGACGAUUUCGGUGGGCUGAGUGACGUGCCAGGAAACAUUCCUCCGGCAUUCUUGAAGCAGACCCAGUUUGUGCGGAUCGGGACGCGGGCGUGGCACGGCAGACGGUCCGACGGAGUGGCGGGUUACUUUUGCGAGCAGUGUUUGUAUUCGACGUGUCGUCGCGGUGACGUUUUGCGACACGAACGGUCCCACUUGAAGCCUCAUCAUCGUCGGUCGUCAGCGUCGCGCAAUGCGACAGCGUCGUCUCAUCACCAACAGCAGCAGCAGCGGCGUCUGGUGAUGGGCGUCCCUCGCGGCGCCGCUGCUGCUGCUGCUGCAUCCAAUGACGAUGACGGCGGGGCUGGUGGCGGCACUGCGGCGUCUUGGUCCGCCUUGCCCGGCGACGGCGGUGAUGCCAUGGGCGAAGAUGGUCAUCAAUAGGUGGGUAUAUACGAGGGUUGUCCCACUUCCGCUUGGCCUUGGGUAUUUCUGGAGUAAUUACCGCUGUAAAAAAAAGUAUAUUAUGCAGCCCAUGAAAUUGUAAGGUUCUGGGAUUUUUAUAAUAAAAAAAAACGCAGAAGGUUCAUACAAUUUUGAGGUUGAAAUAAAAAUAUCCCACGCAGAAACUAAGCCUUGAAUGAUGUUUUGGAAGAGGAAAUAAAUGAAUUUUAACUGAACCCCUGCUCUUGGAAAAAUGAAAAUGCACUUAGGUUUUAAUUUGUUGCAACAAAAUGAUCAUUGAAAAAAUUUCACGAGAUGUAGGAAAUUCCAUGCUGAUAACAACAUAAAAUUGUACUUUUUUUUGUCUGGCCUGAAAAAGUUUCAGCAGCUUGUUACAUGGGUGGAGAACCCUCCCCAAUACUGGAAAGUUUUCACUCGUCAUCUUGCAGUAAAUCUAAGAUUUGUUGUAACCUUACAAUUGCGUGGGUUACAUCAUAUAAUUUUUUUUUUAUAAGAGUAGGCGAACUUCUUUUUUUUUUUUUUGCUAUUCCCGUGCUAUCUUUUUUCUCUUCUGCGGUUUCAGUACAGUAUAUGCAUGGGUACAUCGACAUACGGACGAUUCCACUGGAAGACACUUGAAACUUUAAAAAAAAUCUUUCCCUGUCAUCUGGACGAAGUCUAAAGAUACGGAAACUUCUCAAACAUUUCUGUAAAGGUUGAAUUUCAUUUUUCUAAAUUUCUAAGUUUUGAACAACUUUAGCUAUUUGUUUUCACAAUAAUUGAGAAAGAAAUGAUGCUCUUAUUUAAAUUUUUCAGCUCUUUGGUCGAAACUCGAGAUUAGCAAAAAAAAAAAAGAAGAAUCCGCCAACUUGUUUGAAAGCUGGGGCUCUCACAUUUCUUGAAAAGAUUGUUUUGGAAAGCUGUAAGUUUCGUAGAAAACAGUUUGAGUUUUGCUCCCGCGUGUUUCUUCUUACGUGAGUGUAUGUUACGUUUUGUGAUCAUGAAUUUUGGCACGCGUGUGUUUGAGUGUGAUAUUCGAGGUGUCUUUGCUAAGACAUGCAAUCUUUGUGAAGUUUUUACGAGUUCAGGAAACUGUUCCGAUACGAAGAUUUUAUUGAUAUUGGUUUUUUUGAAUUUUUUUGUUGCUGGUGGAUUAUCCAAGUUGGUCAGUUUUCUCCUUGCGCGUGUUUCGUUUUGCUGUGUCACUGGUGGUUCUGUUUCACUCUGUUGAGUAUCUGGAAAGUUAAUAAAUAUUUUUGUUUCCAACUG